Molecule: messenger RNA, 1525 nt
Organism: Diprion similis
Lineage: Eukaryota; Metazoa; Arthropoda; Insecta; Hymenoptera; Diprionidae
Product: lachesin-like
Exons: 11
Coding region: 53-1375 (440 amino acids)
Cellular component (GO): neuron projection
Source: RefSeq, a predicted model, not a curated record
GCCCCGGCGCGCCAAGUGUCGUUGUCGUUUCGUGUGUUCAACUUCUAGAUGGAUGUCGCCGAUCCGAUUUCUCGCUGCAGCCUUUGCUGUCGUCCUAACUUCCGCACCCCGCGUGGAAGGACGACAGACGAGAAAUUCGGAUUAUCAUGGAAAGCUGUCGUCUCUUCAUCUCACGCUGGCAACAGAGGAAUUCAACAAUGAAGUCCAGUUUCCAAGAUUCGCUGAGCCAAUACCUAAUGUGACCGUAACAAUUGGACGCGAUGCUUUGCUCCCCUGCGUUGUCGACAAUUUGCGCAACUACAAGGUGGCGUGGGUCAGAGUCGAUACGCAAACAAUUUUGUCGAUUCAUCACAAUGUGAUAACGCAGAAUUCGCGGAUUUCGCUGUCGUACAACGACCACAGGUCCUGGUACCUGCAGAUAAAAAAUGUUCAAGAAGUUGACCGAGGCUGGUACAUGUGUCAAGUGAAUACGGACCCGAUGCGAAGUCGUCAAGGCUACCUUCAGGUGGUGGUACCGCCAUCGAUCGUCGAUAAGGAGACCAGCACGGAUAUGGUCGUUCGUGAAGCUUCGAACGUCACUUUGAACUGCAAAGCGGUCGGCUAUCCCGAACCCUAUGUUAUGUGGAGACGUGAAGAUGGCGAAGACAUCAAUUACAACGGUGAAACAGUGAACGUAGUCGACGGUGAAGUCCUCCACAUCGUCAAGAUCAGCCGACUGCACAUGGGUGCCUACCUCUGCAUCGCUUCUAACGGAGUCCCACCCUCGAUCAGUAAGAGAAUCGUUCUCCGGGUGCAAUUCCCGCCGAUGUUGUCGAUACCGAAUCAGCUGGAAGGUGCGUAUAUUGGGCAGGAUGUUACCCUGGAAUGUCUCACCGAGGCCUACCCGACCUCGAUCAACUAUUGGACGACGGAACGUGGCGACAUGAUUAUCUCCGGUGACAAGCACGAGGCUGUCUCGUCGGAUAGCGGGUACAACAAGUAUAUGAUGCUGAAGAUAAGGAACGUCAAUCCGAAAGACUUUGGAUCGUACAAAUGCGUGGCGAAAAAUUCAUUGGGAGAAACGGACGGCGUGAUUAAACUGGACGAGAUUCCAGCCCCUUCCACCACGACAACGCAAGUUUCCCCUCACGUGACGUCAUCAAUAAAAAAAAACGGGAGAAAUGGAAAUAAAAACUCGCGUCAACGGCCUAUCGACUACGCGGUAGAAGAAUGGCGAGAAUCAGAUUCCGACGGCGAUUACACUCUGGUCUCGAUGCGGACGCCCCAAGACCCAUCGGAUGCCUCUGGCAAACCAGCCUCGCUACGGGUUCAAGGAAUCUGGACGGAUCUCCUCCUCUUUCUGAGCCUCGUGCUGUUGUUCGUUGCCAGAAGAUGAUUCUUACGUUCCGGAUGGGGCUUCCAGUUAGUGUUUAUUAGGCGGUAUGGACGGCAGCUAUGAAAUUUCUGCCGCAGAAGAGUGUGCUAAAUUAUUUUCAUACUAAACGACUUAUAAAUAAGUAUAAAAGUUUAUUAUUAAAAAAAAUUA